Salvia miltiorrhiza (redroot sage) is the source of this 787-nucleotide messenger RNA. RefSeq lists its product as uncharacterized. Lineage: Eukaryota; Viridiplantae; Streptophyta; Magnoliopsida; Lamiales; Lamiaceae. The coding region runs from base 180 to 656 and encodes 158 amino acids. The transcript has 2 exons. The record is from RefSeq and is a predicted model, not a curated record.
AACAAUUCUCUCUCUCCCUAUCUAUUGCUAACCCUAGCCUAUAUCGAAUCUCUCACUCUCUCUCUUCGCCCUUUCUCUCUAAAUCAAGCGCCGCCCUCUUCAGGUGAAAACCCUAAGGCUCGCCGUCUUCCUCCAUUCUUUCAGUCCGCCGCCUUUCUCCGUUCUUCUCCUCCGCCGUGAUGAACCCUUCGUAUGGUUGGAAGGAAUAUCUGAGCGAUGAAGUGAUUCCCGAUACCGAAGAUUCUCUGUCGUUGUGGGGUGAUCCACCACCGGUGUUUUUCCCUUUCUCCCUGUUGGAGACGUUGCCGGUGUCGCCCGAGGAGUGUGGUGGUGGCGCGUCAGAGAGCGAGGGCGUCCGAGAGUAUGAGGUAGAUGAGAGUCAUUCUCCUCCGUUUCGACCUCCGAUCAUCCGACGCCCCGCAAGGGUGAAAACGAGAGAGAGGUUCCCUAAAUCCUCUGAAAUCAAGAGAGAUUUCGACUUUCUCUGUCAUGAAACUUGGAGAAUUGACUUUCUGAGCGAGGAAAACCCUAGAUGGCAGGCGAAUUCGAAGGAAUUGGAGGCGGAAUUGGAUGAACCAAACGAGUGGUGGCCCAUUGCAUCCAAAGCCCACCUUCGGAUGCUCGCACACAUGUUCCCAAUUCUAUUUCUGGACUGAACCUUCUGCUUUGCUGCCCGUGAUGGCCUCGAGAGAGAAGAUCUUCCAAGCUGCUGAGACUGAAGCCUAGACCCUGAACCAUCUCUGCUGCCUUCGUUUUUCACUAAUGCAGUCUCAGAAGUUGAGCCUUG